Aethalodelphis obliquidens (Pacific white-sided dolphin) is the source of this 1904-nucleotide messenger RNA. RefSeq names its product FRAS1 related extracellular matrix 3 (gene FREM3). The coding region runs from base 513 to 956 and encodes 147 amino acids. Gene Ontology annotation, cellular component: membrane. The record is from RefSeq and is a predicted model, not a curated record. NCBI's taxonomy places the organism in Eukaryota, Metazoa, Chordata, Mammalia, Artiodactyla, Delphinidae. Gene Ontology annotation, biological process: anatomical structure morphogenesis; cell communication. The transcript is spliced from 5 exons.
CAGACUCGCUCUUCACCGCCGGGUUCAGCCGGAAGUCAAGCAGCAGAGGCGGAACACUUCCACCGGGGAGGAGAUACGCUGGUAGCAGAGGUUGAGGCUCUCCGGAGAGUCAGGACCUCGAUACCCUCCAGACUAACCAAGGAGUUUCGUGAGAGAUCUAGAGAUUUGAGACCUGUUAAGCUCACCAAAGAAUUUCCUAGAAUCAGCAGUUUAUAUUCCAGAGGCAGAAUACAAAACAGAGGAGGACAUUGGGGAGCUUUUGAUCGCUGUAAGACGGUCUGGAGAUACAAGCCAGGAACUCAACGGUCAUUUGCUCUACACAUCAAGGUCCUGCCACAGGCACCGUUUCUUCCACAGCAUUGUCUUUCGCUGACUACAUCUCCCGUCCAAAAGAUCACACCAGCAUCCUCCGCUUUGACAAGGAUGAGGCUGAGAACACCUGCCGGAUCCUGAUCAUCAAUGACUCUCUUUAUGAAGAGGAGGGAUCCUUCAGCGUUUCACUGAGCCUGCCAAUGGGAGGACAACUGCGGGCCGAAUUCCCCACCACCAAGGGGAUUAUCCUGGCUGACCCUGAUGAUGAGCCUGCCCUGCACUUUGGUGUUGAUGAAAGUGCUGGCUCCAUGGAGGUUUGUGUCUGGAGAACAGGCACUGACCUUUCCCGAGCGUCCUCUGUCACCGUGCGCUCCAGGAAGACAGGGCCGGCACCAGCAGAAGCUGGGCUAGACUAUGUUGGCAUCAGCCCAAAACUGGUCUUCGCUCCAGGAGUGUGUGUUGAGAUGUUCCGAUUGACAAUCCUUGAUGACCUGGGACAGCCCAUCUCAGAGGGUUCAGAGAGGUUUGAAUUACUUCUCCAGAUGCCUCUGGACACAGCAAUUGGAGAACCCAGUAAAACCACCAUUUUCAUCAAUGACACCGUCACUGACUCUAAACAGAGUGCUUGUCGUUCUUUUGAUUGAAAGACUUCAAGGGAGGGGAAACGGCUAAAACACAUCUCCUAACCACAGUUUCCAGAUCUUAGCAACUCCAGGAUAUCAAUGGUAUUGAACUGACAUUGGUGUUACAUAUAUUCUGGUGAUAUGUGCAAAUCUAGUUUAUGUAACUGUAUGAAUAUGUACAAACAGAGAAAGGAUCCAGCCGACAAAGGAUUGUUAGACCGUGCUCUUUGUUUUUUUCUAUUUUCUUUUACUUUGUUACCAAGGCCAGUGAAACCCACUGUCCUCAAUUAAAUCAACAGUUAAGAACAAAAGGGUCGACCUUUCUUUGCUGAUUCAUGCUGGACAGGAAGCACUUUUCAACUGUAGAGAGACCCUCAUCCCCUGUCAGUUUUUCUGGUUAUAGUGCUGAGUGCCCUUACUGAGAUUUGCAGAUAAGCCUAAACCUCCUUUUUUGCCAGUUGCUCAGUUUUCCUCCACAAGUCUUUAUCAGGGCUACUUAGAAGGGAAAUCCUUUCAUCAACUCUCCCUUCUUUUGCAAACUCCUUUAUAAAAGAAGAUAAUAAACAAUAAAGUGUAAAAAUGCAAGUAUCACAAGAGAGAACAAAGAAAAUUUAAAGAAUUGUAAAAUCUUCAAACUGCCAAUUCUUUACUCAUUUUAAGCUGACAAUAUAAAUCACCAUUAUUGUGCCUCAGCUAAUAUUACAUAAAUUAGAGUUUCCAAACUAUUUUGAAAACCACAUCUUUGUGCCCCAUCAUUAUCUUUUAGGUAUUUCUUGUAAAAACAUUUUUUAAAUUUCUAUUACAGACAUGACUUAACGUAUUCUCAAGCCAACAUGGCACAUGACAGAAGCCAUUUCAAGAAGUCAUCUCCUGGUACCAGCUCACACCGGUCAGAAUGGCCAUCAUCAAAAAGUCUACAAAUAACAAAUGCUGGAGAGGUGUGGAGAAGAGGGGACUCUCCUACACUGU